GACAAAUAUUUUUAAUUUUUUUUUUAGUUUUUAUGAGUAAAAUAAUAUCUCUUUAAGUUUUCAAUUUAUUUAUAUGUGAGUAAAAUUAUUGUAUUUUACACUAACUUUCUUGAAGCAGUACCAAUAAUGAUAUUCUGUACAGUUAAAUAUGAGCUUCAAAACAUGUGCUUUACUACAUACUGGAAAAAGUGACAAUAUACUUUCCCGGACAAAAGAAAAAUAAACUCAAGCUCAUCACAGUAAAGCUUCAUAUAAUCUCUUAUAUACAAUACUUUGAACAACAGUGAAAAAGCAUUAACUUUUAAACACUAUAAACAAAAAAAAAUAAUCACGAUUAUGCCUUAAAUAACAAGAGAUUAUGUAUGACAAUGAACAUUUAUUCUGUACGAUUUGAUAUCUCCAACCCAUUGGUAACAAGAUUUGAGCAAGAGAUGUCUAAAAAUUUAAUGAAAUCCCUAUGUAACUAAUAGACAUUUAACAAAUCCUACAAACAAGAGAAAUAUUCAAAUGGACAUACAAAGCAUACUGACUAGUUGAGGCGUCUAUUUAGUUACUAGGUUAUCUGAUAAGUUAGAAAGUGAAAAGUAAAAAUGUUAAAGAUCAUUAAAAAACUUCCUUAUAAGUGUCCAGUUUGUAGAAUAAUCGUUCCUACUCAGCGGAAAAUGAAGUGUCAUAUAUUUGAACAUACAGGUGAGCGGCCCUUUAAAUGUGUUAUAUGUGAGAAAACCUUUAUCCACCUACAUCACGUAAAGAGUCAUUUGUUGACACACUCUGAUGAGAGACCUUUUAAGUGCACUAUAUGUGGAAAAUCCUUUAAAACUAGACACUAUAUGAAGGAACAUACAAUGGUUCAUACUGGAGAGCGACCUUAUAAGUGUGAUACAUGUGGAAAAUCCUUUGUAACCAAAAAAAGUGUGAAGAGACAUUCAUUGAUUCAUACUGGAAAGCGGCCUUAUAAGUGUGAUACAUGCGGAAAAUCCUUUACAACAAAAAGGUCUUUGAAAGAACAUACAACGGUUCAUACUGGAGAGCGACUUUAUAAGUGUGAUACAUGUGGAAAAUCCUUUGUAACCAAAAAAAGUGUGAAGAGACAUUUAUUGAUUCAUACUGGAAAGCGGCCUUAUAAGUGUGAUACAUGCGGAAAAUCCUUUACAGCCAAAGUUAAUAUGAAUACACAUACAUUAGUUCAUAGUGGAGAGCGACCUUAUGAGUGCAAUACAUGUGGAAAAUCCUUUGUAAGAAAAGAUUAUUUGAAGCAACAUUUAUGGAUACAUAUUGGAGAGCUACCUUAAGUGUGAUACAUGCGGAAAAUCCUUUACAGUAAAACAGAAUUUGAAUAAACAUACAUUGGUUCAUACUGGAGAACGGCCUUAUAAGUGUGAUACAUGUAGAAAAUCCUUUACAACCAAAACUGCUUUGAAGCGACAUUUAUUGAUUCAUACUGGAGAGCGACCUUAUAAGUGUGCUACAUGUGGAAAAUCCUUUACAGCCAAUUCCAAAUUGAAGAAGCAUACAUUGGUUCAUAUUGGAGGGUAACCUUAAA
Macrosteles quadrilineatus (aster leafhopper) is the source of this 1543-nucleotide messenger RNA. Its product is annotated as gastrula zinc finger protein XlCGF7.1-like. The coding region runs from base 591 to 1292 and encodes 233 amino acids. The record is from RefSeq and is a predicted model, not a curated record. Gene Ontology annotation, cellular component: nucleus. Gene Ontology annotation, molecular function: RNA polymerase II cis-regulatory region sequence-specific DNA binding; DNA-binding transcription factor activity, RNA polymerase II-specific. NCBI's taxonomy places the organism in Eukaryota, Metazoa, Arthropoda, Insecta, Hemiptera, Cicadellidae. Gene Ontology annotation, biological process: regulation of transcription by RNA polymerase II; central nervous system development. The transcript has 2 exons.